Molecule: messenger RNA, 1632 nt
Organism: Chaetura pelagica (chimney swift)
Lineage: Eukaryota; Metazoa; Chordata; Aves; Apodiformes; Apodidae
Gene: FZD8
Product: frizzled class receptor 8
Exons: 2
Coding region: 1-984 (327 amino acids)
Biological process (GO): canonical Wnt signaling pathway; non-canonical Wnt signaling pathway
Cellular component (GO): plasma membrane
Molecular function (GO): Wnt receptor activity; Wnt-protein binding
Source: RefSeq, a predicted model, not a curated record
AUGUUUAUAGUUCCUCCCUGCUCUCCAGACUUAGCCUUGACCCCUGGUAAUAAACCACCAACGCUGCAUUUCAAGCUGCACUGGACACGCGUGUACCGGGGCCGUGGUGACUGGGAAGACGGGACGCCCGAGGAGGGGAGACCAGGUAUAGGUCAAGGUACCAACUUGGUGCCACCGGGCUCCCGGCUUCGCCGCGCUCUUGCCUUCAACACGUGCAACAGCUGGUCCCACGCGGCCCACGCACCGCAGUUAACACACCCACCACACGCCGAGAGGUGCCCGGCGUUUGCACUGCUCAAACCGCCGCGGGCUGAAAACUCCCGCGGAUGCCAACGCUACGUGGCCAACCAGAGCCUGGAGAACUUAAGGGGCUUCGUGCUGGCACCGCUGCUCAUCUACUUGGCCAUCGGCUCCAUGUUCCUGCUCGCUGGCUUCGUCUCACUCUUCCGCAUCCGCAGCGUCAUCAAGCAGCAGGGUGGCCCUACCAAGACCCACAAGUUGGAGAAGCUUAUGAUACGCCUGGGCCUCUUCACUGUGCUCUACACUGUGCCAGCUGCCAGCGUGGUUGCCUGCCUCUUCUAUGAACAGCACAACCGGCCCCGCUGGGAGGCCACACACAACUGCCCCUGCCUGCGCGACCAGCAGCCUGACCAGGCCCGCCGCCCUGACUAUGCUGUUUUCAUGCUCAAGUACUUCAUGUGCCUGGUGGUGGGCAUCACCUCUGGUGUCUGGGUCUGGUCCGGCAAGACCCUAGAGUCCUGGAGGGCCCUCUGCACCCGCUGCUGCUGGGCCAGCAAAGCUGCCACCGUGGCUGGGGGCACAGGGACAGGAGCAGGUGGGCAGGCAGCAAUCGCCGCAGCAGGAGGACUUGGGGCUGGAGGUGGUGGUUCACUCUACAGCGAUGUCAGCACCGGCCUAACGUGGAGGUCAGGCACGGCCAGCUCUGUCUCCUACCCCAAGCAGAUGCCCUUGUCUCAAGUGUGAGGAGGAAGGAGGCCAGAGGUUACAGGUUACGGAGUGAGGGACACUGGCCUGCCUAGAAUGCCCCCUCACUGUUUGGUGCCAUUAAUGAACCUCUAAUGGUCCUUAUUAGCCACAGCUUGUAUAGAACAAUGCAGCUGGCAGAGGCCCCAGGCUUCAGCCCCCUCCUCCUUCCCCUCCAUUCAUAUGUAGGGAGCAUGUACUUCAAGGAGCCAGCUUAUUAUUUUGCUGGCAGAGCAGGGUAUGGGCUCACCGGUGUCUUGCAGAGGGCAAAGCAAAGCGGCUUCUGAUUCACUUUGGACUAACAGCAGCUCUUUGCUAAUGGGAGGGAGGGUCUUCCUUCCCCCCCCUUCCUGAGGUGGGAGUUUGCUGGGACUGCAGGUUUUUUGGAUAUUGAUGACCAGGCAAAUGCCUUACAAUACAGACUGAAUCAAAACAUGUCUUAAUUAUAUACCCCAGCUAAAUACGGGUUUCCUACAUUAAAGGAUGUAUUUAUAUAAUUAUUUGUUACUUUGUACAGAUGUGUAAAAUAUGUAUAUAUCCAAAGCUAUACAGUCUGUAAAUUUUUUUUGUAAAAAAGUUUAGAGGCUACCCCUGUAAAAGCAAAUAUGAGUAUUCUAUUUUGUCAAUAAAAUGUCUUUUGAUAAAUGA